UGUGCCACUAACUAGAGAGGACAAUGUAUCAGUGUUCAUAACUAAAAGUUUGUUGUUUCGUAGAGUAGGUGGGUACGUACUAUUAUUUAUGUGACACCAAUUAACGAAAGUGUAAAUCUUGACACCUUCAGCAAAAAAAGUUUAUGCCAAUCAAAUCGUUAAUCGUAGGGACGAAAGAGAACAACUUCAAUAGACUAUCACAGAAACUAAACUAAAACGUCAACCACGAUUUUGAUAAUUGAUAAGGCUAAAUUAUAAUGACUAUUUAAAAUGCUUAAUGUGGGCUUUAAUCUGUCGGUCGUGUAUUUCAUUACAUUACAAUAUUUCAACAAUUUUACUAACAAAUUAUCCGCCUGAUUUACAUAUGGCGUCCUAUAGGACGAUAAUGUAUAUUAGACUCAGGUUCUUCCCCGUAUAGUCAAGUUUUGUUUAAACUUAUAAAAAUGUCUGUUAAAAGUUGGGUCUUAUUAUUACUUUUCGUAAUACUCGCUAGCCUAAUAGAAUGCACUCGAGAAAAUGGAACUUCAGAAACAUUGAUUUUAGUACACGCAGUAUUUAGACAUGGAGACAGGACACCUGACGAAUUCGGACGUUAUCCGAACGAUCCUUACAAAAAUGAUAGUUAUUUUCCAACUGGAUCUGGUGAGCUAACGGAUCGAGGUAAAAGACGUGAAUACUCUGUAGGCAAAUCACUUCGUAAACGAUACAACAAAUUUCUUGGGGAUUUAUACACGCCAGGUCUUUUAGACGCAAGAAGUACAAACUUUAGUAGAACACAAAUGUCACUUUUACUUGUUUUGGCAGGAUUAUUUCCUCCUACAGGACGACAAAACUGCGAUCUAUUGCAAAUCUGGCAACCUAUUCCCUACACUUAUGAACCAACUGCAACUGAUAAGGUUCUUGGCUUUUUCACCGCGUGUCCUAAUUUUUUAAUAUUGGUAAAAGAAAAUUUGAAAAGUGAACAAGCCCAAAAAAUAAGCAAUAAAUAUGUUAACGUUUUAAAGCAUAUCUCUGAAAAUGCUGGCUGGAAUUCCACUAAUAUAUUCCACGCUUUUAUCUUAUACAUCACCUUAGAAACCGAGAAAGAAACGGGGAGAAAACUGCCAAAAUGGACGUCACAGAUUUAUCCACAACCUCUGCAGAAGUUAGCAUCAGAAACAUAUUUAGUAAUUACAGGAACUACCAAACUAAAACAGAUAGGAGCAGGGUAUUUGUUGCAAAAAAUUUUAAAGGAUACUCAGGCAAAAAUUAAAAAACAAGAAAACAAGAAACUUUAUUUGUACUCAGGCCACGAAAUGAAUGUGGCGUUUAUACUUAAUACCUUUGGUGUUUUUAAACCGCAUGUACCGCCUUAUGGAUCCCAUAUCUUAUUGGAAAUUCAUAAAAUAAAUGGGGAAUACGGAAUCAAGAUGUUUUAUGAAAACUACAAAUCUAUCGGAACUGGCUUACUCACAAUAUCUGGGUGUGAGCAAUUUUGUCCACUGGAUAAAUUUACUUCUUUGGUUGAAAAAUAUUUUCCAGACGACAAUGUUUGUGGAUGAAAGUAGGCACUUUUUGACUGCCAUCUUUACUUAAACCCAAUUUUGAAAAAUAACGUCAUUUUGUUCAAGGUAUUUAAAGCAAUGUAUAUUAAUGAGGAUGUUUACUGCUAACUUUGUACUUUGUUUUAUGAGAUAGAGACUCAUUAAAACGAAAAAAUAAACACAAAAACUACUCUUGCAUAUCUGUUUAAAUUAAAGUCGCUGUUAAAUGGUUAAAUUAUUUCUCGUAAAGUAGUGUUUCAGCAUAAGGUAUGCUCAUCAAGAACGUCAUCAAGUUGGCGUUGAAAACGCAAGCUCUCUUUUUCUUUGUUUGACAUAUUGCUCGUACAUGUUAUUUAUAUUUAAAAUAAAUUAUAAUUAAAUAACCACACUAUUUUUUGCUAGAAUAACGUGAAUUGUGAUUUAUAUUUCUUCUUCGUUUCCUAC
This is a messenger RNA of Zophobas morio, 1967 nucleotides long. Its product is annotated as venom acid phosphatase Acph-1-like. NCBI's taxonomy places the organism in Eukaryota, Metazoa, Arthropoda, Insecta, Coleoptera, Tenebrionidae. The transcript is spliced from 9 exons. Gene Ontology annotation, molecular function: phosphatase activity. Gene Ontology annotation, biological process: dephosphorylation. The coding region runs from base 444 to 1541 and encodes 365 amino acids. The record is from RefSeq and is a predicted model, not a curated record.